Messenger RNA from Ciona intestinalis (vase tunicate), 540 nucleotides. NCBI's taxonomy places the organism in Eukaryota, Metazoa, Chordata, Ascidiacea, Phlebobranchia, Cionidae. The record is from RefSeq and is a predicted model, not a curated record.
AUGUCAUCAUGCGUGUCAUCACCGUGUCUUAAUGACGGGAAAUGUUUUGAAACUCAAGAUGGAAUACUGUGUGACUGCUCCAAUGGGUAUUCGGGAAAAUUUUGUGAAAUUCAAAAUUUUUGUUCGGAUCCAAAUUUCUGUGAAAAUGGUGGAACUUGUUUUGUUGCUUCCAAUUCAACUGCAAUGUGUUUAUGUGCAAAUGGGUUUAAGGGCAAACAUUGUAAGAUUUUGAUUGACAGUUGUGAAGAAAGUCCAUGUCAGAAUAAUUCAACUUGUCGAGAUAUUGAUGGAAACUUUACAUGCAGAUGCAGAUUUGGUUUCAAAGGAAGAUUUUGUGAAAAGAAGAUCGACGAUUGUGAUUCUUCUACUUGUAAGAAUGAAGGAAAAUGUGUUGUUGAAAGUGGAAAAAUAAAUUCAUGCAGUGGAAAGAUCUCUUCAAUGAAUUCUUACACUGAAGAAUGGAAGAUUUGGCCGGAGAAUGAACAAAAUCAACUUCUACAAGGCAAAGGGGUUCUGUUCACAAAGUUGUUCAUGAACUGA